Alnus glutinosa is the source of this 1465-nucleotide messenger RNA. RefSeq lists its product as uncharacterized. The transcript has 2 exons. Bases 426 to 1328 code for a protein of 300 amino acids. NCBI's taxonomy places the organism in Eukaryota, Viridiplantae, Streptophyta, Magnoliopsida, Fagales, Betulaceae. The record is from RefSeq and is a predicted model, not a curated record.
GAGAGAGAGAGAGAGAGAGAGAGAGAGAGAGGAGAGAUUUAGGAGCCUUUCUUUUGUGUAACGUAGCAUCAUAAAAGACCAGCAAAAUCCAGCAAAUACCCAGUAAUUGCCGUUUCUUCGUAUUUAUUACCCCACCAUGUGACUUAGCAAGCUGCUGUCUCUCUCUUCUUCCUCUUGUUUCUUUAUUUCUAAACCUAUUUUUCUUUUGGGUCACCAUGGACUUGGCACAGACUUUGCCAGUGAAGCAAAUCUGAGUCCUUUCUCUCACUCAUAUCCAUGUACGGGCUACAAGAACCGGACACCCAGAUCAGGUUGAUGCGCUGAGAAGCUGGUCUUGAAGCAUUUGGGUGAUGGGUGCUUGAAUUCACCUUCAGUGAUUUGAGAGAAAUCGGAAAGAGAGUCUCUUGGUGUUUGGUUUUGGGAUCAUGAGGGACUUUCCUUCUUGCUUUGGGGAAAAUGGGGUCCAAGUUGCUGAUUCAUCGUCUUCGAGUGCAGCCAAAGCUGCUCAAAAUGUGGUUACCUGUUUGUAUCAGUGUAAAUUGCGUGGCCGAUCUUGCUUGAUUACCAUUACAUGGACCAAGAAUUUGAUGGGUCAAGGCCUUAGUGUUGGGAUUGAUGAUUUGUCCAAUCAAUGCCUCUGUAAGGUUGAUAUAAAGCCAUGGCUGUUCUCGAAGAGAAAAGGGUCUAAGAAUUUGGAGGUGGAUUCUAGUAAACUUGAGAUUUUCUGGGAUUUAACUAACGCUAAAUUCGGUGCUGGGCCGGAGCCUUUUGAGGGAUUCUAUUUAGCUGUUGUGUUUAACCAAGAAAUGGUUCUACUUCUUGGGGAUUUGAAGAAAGAGGCAUACAAGAAGAUUGACACCGACCCUGUUCAUUCCAUUAAUGCCACUUUUGUUGCCAAGAGGGAGCACAUUUUUGGGAAGAAGUUUUAUGGCGCAAAGGCUCAGUUUUGCGAUAAGGGGCAGAUGCACGAUGUCACGAUCGAGUGCGACACUGUCGGGCUUCACGACCCGUGUCUCGUGAUCCGGAUCGACAGUAAGACGGUCAUGCAGGUGAAGAGGCUCAAGUGGAAGUUCCGGGGAAACCACACCAUUUCGGUGGAUGGCCUUCCGGUUCAAGUGUUUUGGGAUGUCCAUAAUUGGCUCUUUGGUAAUGCUGUGGGCAAUGCGGUUUUCAUGUUCCGAACAUGCCUCUCGGCUGACAAGUUGCAGGCCACCCACGCCAUUUUCGAUCCCUCCGUAUUAACUUGGUCUUGCUCUCAGCAAAUCAGCGAUUCCCAGUCACAAGGUCUUGGUUUCUCACUGAUAUUGCAUGCUUGGAAGAAUGAAUAGAAGUGUAAUUUUCUUUUUCUUUUCUUUUUUUUUUCAUUUUUUGAGUGUUGACAAAUACUAGUAGCUGUGGUUUUGAUAAACAAAAAAAUAAACAGAUCGAUGUGAUUGGAAUACAGAAAAUGCGAAUUACUUGUCCA